Messenger RNA from Scheffersomyces coipomensis, 3705 nucleotides. Its product is annotated as ubiquitin-specific protease. Gene Ontology annotation, molecular function: proteasome binding; cysteine-type deubiquitinase activity. The record is from RefSeq and is a predicted model, not a curated record. The transcript has 3 exons. Gene Ontology annotation, biological process: protein deubiquitination; proteasome-mediated ubiquitin-dependent protein catabolic process; regulation of proteasomal protein catabolic process. Lineage: Eukaryota; Fungi; Ascomycota; Pichiomycetes; Serinales; Debaryomycetaceae. The coding region runs from base 1 to 3705 and encodes 1234 amino acids.
AUGAUAGAUAAUGAUGAUACGUCAAUAUCGACAGCAGCCAUUUUAGAUCCAUCAGCAUCAAAUACGAAACAAGAAUAUCAGGGUUCAAGAAUCCCACCUAGCGAAUUGAUCAAAUAUCCCUUUAAAACAUUGAAUCGAAUACUUGAUGACUUGAAAUGGUCAAUCCCUUUUAAAAACAAGUACAAUGUGAGUUUAUUGAAUAGUAAACCAAUUGAUUAUUCAUCAGACUUGAGUAGAAUGUCAAAUAAUAAACAAUUCAACCAUGAUGUCUUAACUCUUAAUAAUGCAUUAACAUAUUCGCCAUCUUUAGAAAAGAUUGAAGCAUCUCCUAUGAAAAUAUCCAUUAUUAGAGGUUUAAUCGUUGAUAAUCGUGCAAAUGAGAAUAUUUAUCACUUUAGAAUCAUAGUAUUAGAAUCAAUCACUAAUCCAUUCAUAACAAAUUCGAUCGAUAAACACGAAUAUCAUAUCAUUCCAAAGUCAUUAUUAUCCCCAGAUGAUCUCAACUCUUUGAAAGUGAAACCUCUUGAUGAAGGCAAGGUUGAUGAAACUAUAUUUGAUGAUGCAUUCUAUAAAAGUUAUAAUAGUCCUCAUAAUCAAAUCUUAAGAGUAACUAUAUUCAAAAAAGAAUUUUCGAAAGAAGAGUUAUUACCAUUUGUUGAUCAAGAUUUAAUUACUAAACGUUAUUCGGGUGAAGUGGAUAAUCAUCCAUCAUUGUCUCCUGAUACGGUUCCAAAUGUCAUUCAUUGUUUUAAGACAUUGAUCAAAGUCUUGAAGGGUCCAAUUUUACUUAAUCCUGAUGAUUCGAUUAAAACGAUAAGUCUUAAAAAUAGAUCUUUAAGUGCUACUAUUGAUGUCAACUUUUUACUUCAAAGAUUAUCAUUUUCAAUCAGUAAUGAUGAAUCCGAAUUAGUUCCACCUAAUCUUGUCUUAUUACCUGAUUUAAAAGAAUCUUUCAUUCGAAUGAUUCAAGAACUUAUCUUCUUGGGGCGGGUCUACAGUAAUUCAGUUGAAACUAAUGAAUUUCAAACCACAUAUUCAUAUGCAAAUAACUUCUCAUUAAUCUUUGGUGCCAUACCGGAAUACGAUAAACAUAUGAAUCUAACUCAAUUCUUACUUAACUGUGUUAAUGAAGUACCCUACUUUAUUAAUUUAAGUAUUAUGACCUACUUUCAGGAUGAAUUUAUCAUUAAGUGUUUUGAAAAUACUGUUAAAUCAGAUCCAGCAAACAAAUUACAUUAUGUUGAUUCUUUGAAAAGUGUGGCUAAUUAUAGAGUAGGAACAACGAAAUUAGGUACUUAUAUCAAGAAUAUGACUGCUCAAGGUGAAUUGGUUGGAUAUCAUGAUUAUGUUGAUGCUAUGAAAAUUAUCGGUAUUUCAUUAAGUGAUCCUUCAGAAUUGGAUGAAGUUGAAGAUGAUGUGGUCAUAGCCAUGUAUAAGUCAAACUUUGAAGCAGAUCCAAAAAACUAUCAGUAUUACAAUAACAAAUUACAAAUGAUCGCUAAAGUUAGACAAUCAUCUGAAUUGUGGAAGUAUAUUAACAAUGAAGUACUUCCUCUUAAUAUUGCAUUGGAUGAAUUAACUAUAGAGGAAAUUACUGAAGAUGAUGUGGUUAUAACAGCUUAUGAAUAUAAAUUAAAUGAAUUAGCUCAAUCUAGUGGGUUUGUUACUACUACCAGUGAAAUCGUGUUUUUGAAUAAGUCAUUAUUAUCAGUGGCGGUUAAUAGAAAAAGUUAUUUAUUAUUAAAUUAUGUUGAAACUAAAUUACCUGAUAUAAUAAGAAUUCCUAAGGAAGAUAUCACUUAUUCAAAAGCAUUGGAAAUAUUGGGUGUACCAAGUCACACAUCGAAUGAUUUUGAAAUUAUAACAUCAUUCCAAGCUAAAUUAAGUUUAAAUGAUAGAAAUGAUAUAAGUAGUGAUAUAAGGAUUUUGAGAUAUUGUUUAAAAUUAAUUGCUGAAAACAAAAAAUCUGAGAUUUUAUUCAGCUUUUUAAAGAAUGGUAAGAUUGAUCCUACUUUAUUACCAGCUGAAAAUUGGCCUGCAGGAUUGGAUAACAUCGGUAAUACCUGUUAUUUAAAUUCAUUAUUACAAUAUUACUUCUGUAUAAAACCAUUGAGAGAUUUAAUAUUAGAAUUUGAUGAAGAUUUAAUUAAUCUUGAUGACUUGAAUGAUAAACGAAAAAUUGGAGGUAGAAAAGUUGAAGAUUUAGAAAUCAAACGUUCAAAUCAAUUUAUUUAUCAUUUAAGAUAUUUAUUUGAUGAAAUGAUUCAUACCCAAAAGAGAUGUGUACAACCAACAAAAGAAUUGGCUUAUUUAUCAUUUUUAGCUUUAUCGCAACCAGUUGACUUUAAAGACCCAAAUGCACCUGAAAUUAUUGAAAUAAAAGAUGAUGAUUACGAUUUUGAUAAUGAUCAAAUUAUGAGCAAUCAAAGUCCUCAAAUUCCAAUUGUUGUGUCGUCUGAAUCUCCCCAACCAACUGGUGAUACUGAAAUGUUAGAUGCUGAUGAACAGAAACUUCAACCAGAAGAUGAUGAUGAUGAAGCUAUUGAGGUCAUAUCUAUUGAAGAACCCACAUCAUUUCCUGAAUAUGAUCAAAUGGAAGUAGUUGAAAUCAACAAGGGUCCUAAAUUAUUAUCUAUUAGUACUGAUCAAAUGGAAAGUACCAUUGAAGUUGGUAGACAACAAGAUGUUACCGAGUGUAUUGAAAAUGUUAUAUUUCAAAUUGAGACAGCCUUAGCACCUCAGAAGUUAGAUGAUGAUGGAGAACAGAUUGAUUUGAUUAAGAAAUUAUUUUAUGGAAAAAUCAAACAAACCAUUACUCCAGUUAAGGAAUCUGAUCCAACUGUUGCAACUGGACCAUCACGUAUUACCCUUGAAAGAUUUUUCAGUUUAAUUAUUAAUGUGAGUGAUCAUCCUAAGAGUAUUUAUGAUACUUUGGAUAAUUAUUUCAAUGAAGAUUUGGUUACUUUAGAUGAAGGAUUAUGUAAGAAAUCAAUUACAGUUAAUGAAUUGCCUGAUAUCUUACAAUUCCAUGUGCAGAGAGUUUUAUUUGAUAGGGAGAGAUUAAUGGCCUAUAAAUCAAUUGAACCAAUUCCAUUUCUGGAAAAGAUUUAUUUUGAUCGAUAUUUAGAUACAACUGAUGAAGAAAUAUUGCGAUUAAGAUCAGAAGUGUUUCAAUGGAAGAAUGAGAUUGCCAGGAUUACAGAAGAAAAGGAAAAAUUAGUUGAACUUAAUCCUGAAACAAAAUUAUCUAUCAUUGACACGUUAAAGAUAACCAAGAAAUAUUUAGAAUCGGUUAUUUUACCACAUAAAGAUCUUAGUAUUAAUCCUACCACUAUUAUUCAACUUGAGAAUUUGAUUGAAGAAUAUAGUAAUAAAUUGGUGCAAUAUAAUUUAAGAUUGGUUGAAUUACAUGAUAAGAUUUCAAAUCAAUUUAAAAAUUAUAAGAAGGUGGGAUAUACCAUAUUUGCUAUAUUCAUUCAUAGAGGUGAAGCAAGUUAUGGUCAUUAUUGGAUCUAUAUUAAAGAUCCACAUCGGAAUAAUAUUUAUAGAAAGUAUAAUGAUGAAAUGAUUACGGAAGUUUCAUUAUCGGAAGUAUUCAAUUUUGAAGAAAAUAAUACUGCCACUCCUUAUUAUAUAGUUUAUGUCAAGGAUGAAUUAGAAAAGGAUUACGUUGAUCCAUUGAAGAGGGUUAUAAAUAAGUGUUAG